UGGCUUGAAUUAGAAGUUCACUCUUCACAACUCUUUCACAAGCUGUCACAGGAUGUCUCAGAGAGUGUGUUUAGGGGGCAACAGAACAGUGUGUGUGUGUGUCUGUGACAGAGAGAGAGAGCACCCAGGUUUAUGUAUUUAACGUAAGGAGGAGGAAGAGAGAAGUUAUCGUUUGGAGAUAAAUGUUACUCACUGUGGAAAGAAGAGUAUUAAAACUAAUUUCAGUCAGGGUUUCACCUUGUCAGAGCAACAAUGACGUCAAAUGUGAAGCUGAGAAAAGUGGGUGUUCUAGACUAUGACACACAAAUCAAAGAGGUGCGUUGUCAGUUGUUGGACCAGUUGAAGGUGUUGGACCUGCAAUUAGAGCAGAAAUCUCAGCAGCUUCAGGACCUGACAGACUACCUGCGUAGACGCAGUGAGAUAGAAGGGGAGUAUGCACGCUCGCUUGACAAAUUGUCCGAGAGGUUCACCUCCAAAAUCAAAAGGAAGGAGCCCUGUAAUGGCCAGUCAGUGGCCCAGUGUUGGCUGGUGCUCUUGUCUCAGACCAGACAGGAGAGCAGAGACCACAGUGGUCUGAGUGAAAUAUGUAGGACCACCCUAACCGAGCCCCUUACUCACUGUCUGGACAUCACACAGCGCCUGGCCAAGAGGAGUAAAGAUGUCUGUAGCCAGUUACAGGAUGGUCUACUGAAAGUCACCACAGAGCUACAGACAGCAUGGAAGACCUACUACCAGUACCAUUCAGAUUAUGUGUCUGCAGAGGGAAAGCUGAAGGAAGCAGAGAAACAGAAACAAGGCACUUCUAAGAAGAUAGAGAAAAGACAGUGUAAAGUGCAGGAGAUUCAGCUGAAGUGCACCAAGGCUCGAAACGACUACCUCCUCAACCUAGCUGCAGCCAACGCUUCCAUGAACAAGUACUAUCUCCAGGACAUCUCCUCACUCAUAGAUUGUUCAGAUGUGGGCUACCACCUGUCUCUGUCCCGUGUGCUGUGCGCCUACCUGUCCAGCCGGUCCUGGGGUCAGCAGAACCUGAGUGUAGGGCUGCAGCAGCUCCAAAGUGCUGUGUCUGAACUGGACCAGAGUCAGGACAGAGACAACCUGCUACAGACACACACCAACACCUUCUGUCUGCCCCUCCGCUUCCACUAUCAGCCACACGACGGAGACCAGGUGUUUGAGGUGAGUGCAGAGCAGGAGAUUAGGGGUGAGAUGGUGACCAGGUUCCAACAACUACAAUCUAAACUCACCGGGUUCACCCAGGAAACGGAGGAGGCAGAUAAGACUCUACGGGCGGCCCGCGUUACCCUGCUGGAAGGUAUCAGUGAUGAUGACUUAGAUCCUCCACCCUCCAGCAGCCAGACCCAGGGCUCCCAGGUCUAUCUUCAGUCCCUGUCUCAGAGCCAAGGUCAGGGGGGAAGCAAUGAAAGCCUGGCCAGCAGCAGUAGCAGACCUAGUCUGGCCAGACGCAGAGCCAACCUGCAGGAGACUGAGAUCCUCUACUGUACUAAAGUGAAGGAGUAUCUCUGUAAAAGCUCUUUGGUAUCCAAACUACAGGCUAAACAUGAUCUGCUUAAAGUGGCUGUAGAGAAAGCUGAAGCAACCAAUGGUCAUCAACCCAGAGAAAUCUCCAGGAAGUCUGUUCGUGUGAGGGUGAAGGGUCAACCUAGCAUCCAGUUCACUCACAAACUCUUCACUGGAGACAUGCUCUCGUUCAUACAGGCAUCGGGCCAAGAGAUCCCAGUGGUUGUGGAAAGCUGCAUUCGCUUCAUCAACCUCAAUGGUCUCCACCAUGAGGGUAUCUUCAGAGUACCAGGGUCUCAGGCCGAGGUCAACAGUCUGAGAGAUGCGUUUGAGAGAGGAGAGGACCCCCUGGCAGACAGCAUGUGUGACAUGGACUUAGUAGCAGGAGUACUGAAGCUUUACUUCAGAACCCUGGAGAAACCUCUCUUUCCUCAGGACAGCACCACUCAGCUCCUGGAGUACGCAGAGAUUGAUAACGAGACAGAGAGAGCAGCUAAACUCAAAUCAGUCAUAUCCUCCUAUCCUCCACCUGUCAUCAUCGUCAUGAGAUACCUCUUUGCAUUCCUCCAUCAUGUAUCCCAGUACAGCGAUGAGAACAUGAUGCAGCCCUAUAACUUAGCCGUGUGCUUCGGCCCCAGUCUGGUGAGAGGGUUACAGGAUGAGGAUGUUGUUACUCUGCAGCCUCAGAUCAACUCUCUGGUGAAGGGCAUCAUUUUGCAGCAUGAGAGCAUCUUCCCCAGCCCGACCGAGCUACAGGGACCGGUGUAUGAGAAAUGCAUGACGCUGGAGCAAGACGACUGUGAGGAGGGAGAAGGGGAUUCAGAAAUCCUCAGUAAAGAGUCAGAGUCAAAGGGAGAGCGAUCUCGAUCCAACAGUAGCAGCAGUUCCAGACAAUCCCCAGCAGGAGGGAGUGUGUCCCUUGGAGAAAAGUUCACCAUACAGAUCCCCAUGGCUCUACAUGGCAGGCCCCGCUCCCCCCGCUACACACGCAAAGAAGCCCAGGACCUGUCAUCCAGUGAAGAUAUAACAGUUCAGGUUGACAAGGAGGUCUGCCACCAGAUGAGCUCUGUCUUCAAGGAGCUUAUCGCUCGACAAUCAUUCCCUCCUCCAUCCUCCUCCACCCCCUCGGUCACCUCAUCCCGCUCUUCCCAACCUCCUCCAGAGCAAAAGAAAGGAGGGGUUGGGCGCAGAAGGGAAAGACCUGUUUAGAUCUGACCAACUGGACUGGUAAAAAGAGAGAGGGGACCAGAAUGAAUUAAUGGCUAGAUGGAUGAAUACAUGAAUGAGAGGGAAGGAAAGGAAGGAGAGAGACGAAAGAGACGAGAGACGAGAUGACACCGUGUAGGAUGACAGGUUGCGACAGCAGCCUUUGACAGUGGGAUUACAGAUGGCUGGGUUACAUGAACCGCAGUCAGUUCACUGUAGUGUAUGAGUCUGCUCAGACAGCAGCCUUCAUUGUGAAGCCUGUGAAUGGACAGUCACAGACAAAAGGGUUUGACUCCUACUGUGAAGACUUUUGUUAGUGUGUUUGAUACAACACACCCCAAUGACCCCCACUCUGAUUUUCACUGUAGGGCUGUGUCCCCAUUCUCCACACUUUUCCCAAAGUGUGCACUUGCACACUCCCCACCAUGGAUUUGAAAAGCAUUGGAUUGUAAUCAUUAACCUCUAUGGGCUAGGUGGGACGCAAGCGUCCCACCCGUGGUGCACUCCAUCAACAGCAGGUGCAUUUCAAGAGCGGCAAAUUUGAAUCCAAAUAAAUGUCAAAAUUCAAAUUUUUCAAAAAUACAACUAUUUUACACCCUUUGAAAGAUAAACAUCUCCUUAAUCUAACCACGUUUUACGAUUUCAAAAAGGUUUUACGGCGAAAGCAUA
Molecule: messenger RNA, 3396 nt
Organism: Salmo salar (Atlantic salmon)
Lineage: Eukaryota; Metazoa; Chordata; Actinopteri; Salmoniformes; Salmonidae
Product: SLIT-ROBO Rho GTPase-activating protein 3
Biological process (GO): signal transduction
Source: RefSeq, a predicted model, not a curated record